Messenger RNA from Gilbertella persicaria, 1100 nucleotides. RefSeq lists its product as uncharacterized. The record is from RefSeq and is a predicted model, not a curated record. Lineage: Eukaryota; Fungi; Mucoromycota; Mucoromycetes; Mucorales; Choanephoraceae. The coding region runs from base 445 to 1077 and encodes 210 amino acids. The transcript has 5 exons.
GAUUAUUGUAGGCCGAAGAAAAGAAAAGCUUUACACAAGAAAGAGUUUAAAGUACUUAGUAGAGCAGAACAGCUAAAAAAAAAAGCUGACGGAAUUUGGCACUGAAGGCGUUUUAGAUUUGACAAGAAAAGUAUUUAUACCAAAAAAGUUCGCAAGUGACAUCAAAGAUUUGAAGAAGACUUAUGGCUCAAAUCUACCGUAUCUAUUGAAAAAGGAAGAACAUUUUCUCUUAAAGAAGAUUGCCCAAUACAGGAACAAGGAGAGUCUGUAUGCUGUUGUAAAAGAUAUCGAUUCAUUUACCAAAGAUUCAGCCCUUUCAUAUAUAAGCAAGCUGUGCAGAAGUUGUAAGCAUUUAUUAAUCUUUCGUUCACUUUUUUUAGAUGAUAUUUGUAUAACGAUGGUCUUUUAGAAAAUCAUGAACAUAAUGAGGAUUGGAUUCGUAUAAUGGUAUACGAUGAUCUCUUUGAUUACAUAUUCGCGUCAAAAGAGGGAUACAUGACUAAAAGAUCCGAAUGUCACUCGAGGAUAAUAAAAUCCCUAAAGGGGUUAGGUUUGAUAAAGGAAGAUGAGCCAAAUGUGAGGCUAGACUUCAUUUUCUGCAAUACUUCCGUUACUGGCACCAAUGAUGUCUUGAUCUGUGAAGACAAGCCUACAGGAAAAGAAUCAACCAAAGAUACCAAGAAACCUACGGAAAAAAAUCAGCACUUUUCAUUAACUUCAUGUUGCUUCAACAAGUUAAAGUUAAUAAUCACUACUACAAAAAUCAUCGACAACACCAUUGUACAUACAAUUUUAAGAGAAGUUAGCAUGUCUGCUUCAGAAAAAAGUGUUAGAGCUAUUGCAGAUUUCAUAUCAGUAAUCAUAUCAUUAAUGAGAACUAUAGUGAAGAACAUUGACACUAUUGAAACCAUUCUCCAAGUCAUUCAUGAAGAUAAUUUGAAUUUCAUGACUCCAGAUGACUCAUUUAUACAUGACUCUGAUUCGGAUAGCAGCACUGCAAGUACCAUAUCGACACCUAAAAUUCAGGAGAAAAUUGGCAAACCACCGAAAGAGAAGAAAGAAUUAAGGAAAGUGUGAAUAAAGCCAUUAGUAUGUUGAAU